CCUGUCUUGUGGCAAUUGCAGUAAAUCUAUCAGUGGAUGUUGAUCAAGGCUUCACUGUCUAACAAUGAAAAGAUCUUUAUCAAGACCUCAGCAACUCAAAGAGCAGCUCCUUCAGGCCAUUGAUGCUCAAAAUAAUAUUCAGAAUUUGCCGGCCGUAUUGGACGUAAUAUGCUGUCUGGAAAAUUUCCCCAUGACAAAAGAGGCUCUGGUGGAAACCAGGCUUGGAAAGCUGAUCAACGAUUUGAGAAAAAGGAGCACAGAUGAAGCACUUGUUAAACGUUUGAAAAAACUCGUACGAAGUUGGCAGAAGCUUCUAGGACAAAAUGAAGCCACAGCAAAAGAGUUCUCAUGCUGUGCGCAGAGAAUCAAAUCGACUCCAGCAGAAUGCAUUUCUGGAUCAACUCAAACCUUGCCUGAAAAUCACAGCAAAACAGUUUCCAGCAGUAAUUUGAGCCAAAGAGCUGAAAUGUCUCGUCCUGUGGCGGGUCAACCCAUCAAUUAUCUUUCCAUUGUCAGACCAAGUCGAAUUCCUGUCCGUGCAAUCAAACCUUAUUCCUCAUUCCUCGAGCAUUCAAAACAAUCUAGUGCUUCCUCGAGCCUGAGAUCAUCUCUGUCUAAUCAACAUUCUCAAGACCACAAAAACAUAAUUGCCAGAGACUUCCAGAAGUCCCAAAGAUAUGGCACCUCUACCAACCUCAGCACCACAAAAAACAUAUUAGUUGCCAAGGAACCAGCAGUGUGCAGCACUACACUUGAUCUACCUUCAAAAUCUUCCAUCCAGGAUUCACACACAAAGACAUCAGAGCUCAUGAAGAACCACAACAACUUACUCAAACCUGCACCUUUGAAAGUUAACAAAGAUGAGGUCGCCAAGGGAAUGACAGAGACAAACUUAGGGACAUUUGAGAAUAAAACGAGGAAGAAUCAGCAUAGCAGCCGUACCGUCAAACUUGAGGAACGUUGCAAAGAAGAUAGUACCAAACUUGCACAAUUAAUAGGAAACAAGUUACCGUAUGACCCUCAUCCUCAACCAAUCAAAUCUAUAUCAAACAGCACAUCUGACCAGUUGAAAUGCUUUUGUCCUUUCCAGCAGGCAAACUGGAGAGAGUUGUCACAAAGUACGAUUAUUACGCCCAUCCCAAACCUUCAGAAUAGCUUGCUGACCUCAGACAGUCAAACUUUAGGGAUGAACCUCUCGGAGUCUGAAACCUUUAAGCAAGAGAAAUAUUACACCGAAGAGUGCCGUAAAACACCAAGAUUUAUACCAGAUUUCCCAGUCACAGACCUGCCAGGGGUGAGUCGAAAGCUCACUGAUAGAGACCUCCACAGGAUGCAGCGUCAGCAAUGGCAUGGCGUGAAUGGCUGUUAUGAUAACCAGAAUAACUGGCAUGAUUGGACUCAGUCCAUAACUCUGGAUCCAUAUGGGGAUGGGAGUAAACUUAAGAUCUCUCCUUAUGUUUGCUUAGAUUACAGACAUCGUCUUAAUAGUCCAAAUGUGUAUUCAUGA
This is a messenger RNA of Xyrauchen texanus (razorback sucker), 1507 nucleotides long. Its product is annotated as mediator of RNA polymerase II transcription subunit 26-like. Gene Ontology annotation, biological process: positive regulation of gene expression; regulation of transcription by RNA polymerase II. Bases 65 to 1507 code for a protein of 480 amino acids. The transcript is spliced from 3 exons. NCBI's taxonomy places the organism in Eukaryota, Metazoa, Chordata, Actinopteri, Cypriniformes, Catostomidae. Gene Ontology annotation, cellular component: nucleus; core mediator complex; mediator complex. Gene Ontology annotation, molecular function: transcription coregulator activity. The record is from RefSeq and is a predicted model, not a curated record.